This is a messenger RNA of Saccharomyces paradoxus, 396 nucleotides long. It is a transcript of the gene LCL2, whose product is annotated as Lcl2p. NCBI's taxonomy places the organism in Eukaryota, Fungi, Ascomycota, Saccharomycetes, Saccharomycetales, Saccharomycetaceae. The coding region runs from base 1 to 396 and encodes 131 amino acids. The transcript has a single exon. The record is from RefSeq and is a predicted model, not a curated record.
AUGAGUCACAGUCGCUGGAGUAUUGGUCUAAUUUUUACAUUGCUUCUAUUGGGCAGCACCGAAGUGAAUGCCUUCUUCAAUUUCGGCAAUCAUCAACAACAGCACCAGCAACAACCACAAUCAUAUGAAGAUCAAGUUUUGAAUAACCCAUGUGACGGGUAUUUGUGCCCCGACACUUUAGCGUGCGUUGCGCAGCAGAAGGAUUGUCCUUGUCCCUUCCCUAAAUCUCAGUUGAAAUGCGUCCUUCCCAACAAUAAGUUUGUUUGCGUAUCUAAACCGGCCACACAUAAUGAAAAGCUGAGAGCAAUAUAUGAUGACCCUGUAAAAGGCCCUAAGGCAAAGAACAAGGGAUUUAGGGAUUGUGGAUGGGUAUCCGAAGCCUAUAAAAGUGGUUGA